Molecule: messenger RNA, 8142 nt
Organism: Hypanus sabinus (Atlantic stingray)
Lineage: Eukaryota; Metazoa; Chordata; Chondrichthyes; Myliobatiformes; Dasyatidae
Product: mucin-2-like
Exons: 42
Coding region: 32-7918 (2628 amino acids)
Cellular component (GO): extracellular matrix
Molecular function (GO): protein binding
Source: RefSeq, a predicted model, not a curated record
CCCUCAGUGAGAACGUAGGAAUGUUGCGACAAUGAAAUACUUUUAUUUCCUUGCUGUUCUGACUCCUCUGUUCAUGGGUCCAGAGAACUCUGUACAUUUACUGAUCUCCAGCAGUUUGGAGGACACAUCACACAAAAGCAUUGGGACAUGUUACACCUGGGGGGAAGGAGCAUUCCGGACUUUUCAGAAUGAUUUUUUCUAUUUCACAUCAAAGUGCAACUUUGUUUUGAGUCGUCAGUGUAAGGGCCUUGGAGAGGACUUUAACAUACAGAUUCGCAGAGGCUAUAAUGGCAAUCUGGAAGACAUGCACAUGAAAAUUGAAGGUGUUUCUGUUAUUAUAAAAAAUAAAACAAUUACAGUGAAAGAUAUGAUAAUACAAUUGCCCUAUGAUGACAAAAUCAUCACUGUGCAGAAAUAUGGAGUUUACACGCGCUUUUCAAACAGAAAGCAUACAAUUGCUCUGAUCUGGAAUCAGCGGAAUUCAUUGUCGGUAAUCCUGGAUGCCAAGUAUAAAAACCAAACAUGUGGCCUAUGUGGAAAUUUUCAAGAACAAAUGGGAAUCAGUUCUGAUUCUAACGAUGCCUUAUAUAACACUAUCAUUGCCAAUCAGCUGGAUGUUCUAGGCCAAGUCUGUGUUAGUGACAAGCCAACACCUUCAACAUGCACAGCAGCUAAGAGCUGCCUACCUCCCAUAUCAUUGUACUUUUCCACAUGUCUUGAUACGUUUUCCUUAACUGGAGGAUACCUGGAAUUGUGUAAAAAGGAUGUUUGUGCUCGUGGAAAUAAGCAAGAAUAUGCAUGUGACACUUUCGAAGAGCUAUCCAGGCAAUGUACAAAUCAACCUGUGACAAGUGAAUAUGAAGACCCCCUGCAGAACUUUUGGGAACAAUGGAGAUCAAAGGUUGCAUGUGUAAUCCCUAGUUGUCCUGGAAACCAACUCUACAAGGAAUGCGGCGCUCUGUGUGUACCCUCUUGCUCCGACCCAGAAACACAGCAACAAUGUGACAGAUGUGUGAAUACUUGCGAAUGCCCAAAAGGCACUGUCCUCGAUGACAUAAGAGGAUCGGGUUGGUGCAUCAAAAAAAGUGCGUGUCCUUGUGAAUAUGGUGGAAAGAUUUAUGAACCUGGACAAAUAAGAAACACUUCUUGUCAUACAUGUAUUUGUCAUAGUGGAAUGUGGAACUGUUCAGACAUCAGCUGCCCUGGAAGAUGCAAAAUUGAAGAGGGAUCUCACAUAACAACAUUUGAUAAUAAAUAUUACACAAUGAAAGGAGAUUGCUCUUACUAUGCUGUUGUUUUUUACGCAGAGACAAAUGCAUGGAAUGUAGUGAUUGAAGUGAGGCCAUGUCAAAUUGCAUUCAAAGAGACGUGUUUACAUCGUGUGGUACUCUCCAACCAACAGAGCCGUUAUACACUUACUAGUGAUGGUAGUGUUUACUCUGAUGGGAAUAAAGUUGGUCUUCCCCUUAGAACAGCUGAUAUAAUAAUAUUUCAACAGUCUUCCAUGUUCCUUCAAGUGGCAACUGCAUUUGGACUGAAAAUGCAAGUGCAAACAUCUCCCCUCAUGCAGCUUUACAUCUCACUGCCUGAAGUUUUACAAGGUCACACAAGAGGUCUAUGUGGCACCUUUAAUGACAAUGCAAAUGAUGACUUCUUAUCUGCAUAUAACAUUGUGGAAAAUGCCCCUCUUACUUUUGCUAAUUCUUGGGCCGUUGAAAACAACUGCCCUCCGCCGAUCACACCUGACCCAUGCAUUAGUUUGGAAAAUGAACACUAUGCCGAACAGCACUGUUCCCUUCUCAAAAAUCCAGCAGGUGCCUUCUCAGUAUGUCACUCCACAGUGGAUUACAUGAAUUACUACCAGAUGUGUGUGGCUGCUACCUGUGCCUGUGAGAAUAUCAAUGACUGCCUGUGUGCAGCAUUGGGAGCCUAUGCCCAUGAGUGUGCUGCUAAUGGUGUCAUCGUGAGAAACUGGAGAAGUAAAAUUUGCAAUGUAUCAUGCAGUAACUCUCAGGUUUACCAGGAUGACAUGAGAGCUUGUAACCGGACCUGCAGGUCACUGUCAGAGAAUGAUUAUACCUGCAAAAUUAAAGAUGUUCCAGUUUAUGGAUGUGGUUGUUCUGAACAGAAGUAUUUGGAUGAACAUGGAGUCUGUGUGGAACAGUCGAACUGCUUGUGCUAUUAUGAAGGAUGGCUUAUAGAAAAUGGUCAGAGUGUUAGGAAGAAUGGCACCCUCUGCAUUUGCCAAAAUGGACAUCUGCAUUGCAGGAAGAAACCAGACCCAGAACCUCCAGGAUGCAAGGGUGGUAAAGUAAUGUUUGACUGCACAAACGGAACGGCUUCUUCAUCUGAAGACUUGUGUAAAACGACAUGUCGAACUCUAAACAUUCCAUGCAAGAGUUCAUGUGUCCCUGGGUGUGCCUGCCCCCACGGUCUUGUUGAAGAUGACAAUAAAAACUGCAUUUCACCUGAAAAUUGCCCUUGUUUUUAUCAUGGUGAACUUUAUACUACCGGAAAAACAAUUCAAAAGGACUGCAAUAAAUGCACGUGCCAGGGCGGCUUGUGGAGCUGUACCAAUAAAAUGUGCCCAAGGACUUGCGAAGUUUAUGGUGAUGGCCACUAUAUAACCUUCGAUGGGAAAAGAUAUGUCUACGACGGAAAUUGUGAAUAUAUUUUUGUUGAGGAUCAAUGUAAUCGUCAAGAAGGCACUCUCCAAAUUCUCACAGAGAAUGUUCCCUGCUGUGAAAGAGGAAUGACAUGCUCGAGAAACACCAGAAUUUUACUUGAGGGUAAGGAAAUUAUUCUAACUGAUAACCGAGUGGUGACAACUGAGAAGUUUAUGAAUGAUACACAAUGUACAGUGAAUUCUUAUUCACUUCAUACUGUUGGACUCUAUUUGAUCCUUGCCUUUUCCAAUGGCAUCACUGUGAUAUGGGAUAAAAACACAAGACUUUCAAUCACACUGGACUCAAGAUGGAAAAAUAGAGUGUGUGGUCUAUGUGGGAACUUCAACGAUGAUGUCUCAGAUGAUAUGACAACAAAAGGGAAUUCCUUGGUGUCUAACGCGGUGGUUUUUGGAAACAGCUGGAAGUCCAUGACAUGCUCAGAUACAGUCAAUCAAACAUCACCGUGUGAGAGAAACCCAUAUUGUUCAGCAUGGUCAUUGAGGAAGUGUGACAUAAUUAAAAACAGCAUGUUUCAAUCAUGCCACAGCAAGGUUGACCCAACUCCAUAUCACAAAGCUUGUGUUGAGGAGGCUUGUGCCUGUGAUUUGGAAGGAAAAUACCUGGGAUUCUGUACUGCUGUAGCAAUGUAUGCAGAGGCUUGCAAUAAGGCGGGUGUGUGUGUUGACUGGAGAACGCCUGAUCGAUGUCCUGUGUACUGUGACUAUUUUAACACUCCUGGUGAUUGCAGCUGGCACUAUAAACCAUGUGGAACUUUAACAGCAAGAACAUGCUCCGACCAUGAAAUUAGAAAGAAGUUUUCAGCAGUUCUUGAAGGUUGUUAUGCACAAUGCCCUAAGGCUCGUCCUUACCUGGAUGAGAACACAAUGAAGUGUGUGAAGUUGUCUGAUUGUACUUGUUAUUAUAAUGGGGAAAUAUUGAAACCUGGUGAAGAAAGAAAUGACUGCAGAAAUUGUACCUGCAUUGAAGGAAAAAUAAUCUGUAAAGACAAUCCUACUACAACAACGGAAAUAUCAACAAUUGUGAGUCUUCCUCCCACAACAACUGAAGAGUCAACAGCCACAAGUCUUCCCACAACAACCAAGACAUCAACAGCCACAAGUCUUCCCACAACAACCAAGACAUUAACAGCCACAAGUCUUCCCACAACAACUGAAGAGUCAACAGCCACAAGUCUUCCCACAACAACCAAGACGUCAACAGCCACAAGUCUUCCCACAACAACUGAAGAGUCUACAGCCAAAAGUCUUCCCACAACAACCAAAGUAUCAACAGCCACAAGUCUUCCCACAACAACCAAGACGUCAACAGCCACACGUCUUCCCACAACAACUGAAGAGUCAACAGCCACAAGUCUUCCCACAACAACUGAAGAGUCUACAGCCAAAAGUCUUCCCACAACAACCAAAGUAUCAACAGCCACAAGUCUUCCCACAACAACCAAGACGUCAACAGCCACAAGUCUUCCCACAACAACUGAAGAGUCAACAGCCACAAGUCUUCCCACAACAACCAAGACGUCAACAGCCACAAGUCUUCCCACAACAACCAAGACGUCCACAGCCACAAGUCUUCCCACAACAACUGAAGAGUCUACAGCCACAAGUCUUCCCACAACAACCAAGACGUCAACAGCCACAAGUCUUCCCACAACAACUGAAGAGUCUACAGCCAAAAGUCUUCCCACAACAACCAAAGUAUCAACAGCCACAAGUCUUCCCACAACAACCAAGACGUCAACAGCCACACGUCUUCCCACAACAACUGAAGAGUCAACAGCCACAAGUCUUCCCACAACAACUGAAGAGUCUACAGCCAAAAGUCUUCCCACAACAACCAAAGUAUCAACAGCCACAAGUCUUCCCACAACAACCAAGACGUCAACAGCCACAAGUCUUCCCACAACAACUGAAGAGUCAACAGCCACAAGUCUUCCCACAACAACCAAGACGUCAACAGCCACAAGUCUUCCCACAACAACCAAGACGUCAACAGCCACAAGUCUUCCCACAACAACUGAAGAGUCUACAGCCAAAAGUCUUCCCACAACAACCAAGACAUCAACAGCCACAAGUCUUCCCACAACAACUGAAGAGUCAACAGCCACAAGUCUUCCCACAACAACCAAGACGUCAACAGCCACAAGUCUUCCCACAACAACUGAAGAGUCUACAGCCAAAAGUCUUCCCACAACAACCAAAGUAUCAACAGCCACAAGUCUUCCCACAACAACCAAGACGUCAACAGCCACAAGUCUUCCCACAACAACUGAAGAGUCAACAGCCACAAGUCUUCCCACAACAACCAAGACAUCAACAGCCACAAGUCUUCCCACAACAACUGAAGAGUCAACAGCCACAAGUCUUCCCACAACAACCAAGACGUCAACAGCCACAAGUCUUCCCACAACAACUGAAGAGUCAACAGCCACAAGUCUUCCCACAACAACCAAGACGUCAACAGCCACAAGUCUUCCCACAACAACUGAAGAGCCUACAGCCACAAGUCUUCCCACAACAACCAAGACGUCAACAGCCACAAGUCUUCCCACAACAACUGAAGAGUCAACAGCCACAAGUCUUCCCACAACAACCAAGACGUCAACAGCCACAAGUCUUCCCACAACAACCAAGACGUCAACAGCCACAAGUCUUCCCACAACAACCAAGAUGUCAACAGCCACAAGUCUUCCCACAACAACCAAAGUAUCAACAGCCACAAGUCUUCCCACAACAACCAAGACGUCAACAGCCACAAGUCUUCCCACAACAACUGAAGAGUCAACAGCCACAAGUCUUCCCACAACAACCAAGACGUCAACAGCCACGAGUCUUCCUACCACAACUGAAGAGUCAACAGCCACAAGUCUUCCCACAACAACCAAGACAUCAACAGCCACGAGUCUUCCUACCACAACUGAAGAGUCAACAGCCACAAGUCUUCCCACAACAACCAAGAUGUCAACAGCCACAAGUCUUCCCACAACCACUAAAGUAUCAACAGCCACAAGUCUUCCCACAACAACCAAGACGUCAACAGCCACGAGUCUUCCUCCCACAACAACUGAAGUGUCAACAGCCACAAGUCCCGCUACCACAACAACUGAAGAGUCAACAGCCACGAGUCUUCCCACAACAACCAAGAUGUCAACAGCCACAAGCCCUUUUACCACAACAACCAAAACGCCAACAUCCACAGAAGGAUGUUCAACAUGGUCAAAAUGGUAUAAUGAAAAUACGCCUAGUCUUCAAAUGAGAUCAGACACUGAAUUAUUGAAUCAAUUGCCUAAGCCAUUAUGUCCGUACCCUAAUUCUGAUAUUACUGAUAUUCAAUGUGAAGCUGUCAAAUUUCCUCAGAUUCCAAUAAGUGAGAUGCAGGAUAAUGUGACAUGUGAUAAAGAGAUAGGCCUUGUUUGUACCUAUAAUCCAGAGACAUCUAAAGAUUUGAUGUGUUUGGACUACAGGAUUAGAGUUUGCUGUGUUCCUUAUACACCAAGUCCCAGCAGUGCAGCACUCACAACAGUCAUGACCACAAACAACACAGUCCCAACAACACCAAGCACCACCUCCCUCCAAACAUCUGAACCAAGCUCCGUCACCUUGACUCCAACCACCAUCACAACCACCCUCCUGACAACACAAUCUACCUCCACAGUAGCCACCUCCAUCCUGACUACAGUAAACAACACCCUCCCAACUACACUGACCACCUCUGCCCCACAAACGUGUGUAGCAGAUUCUAAACCUACAUGUCAGAAGUCUUGGAUAAUUCUCAGUGAAAACGGCUGUGAGAAGUGGGAUUGUUAUUGUGAAUGUUUAAUUUGGGGAGAUCCUCAUUAUCUCACAUUUGGUGGCACACAGUACAAUUUCUUUGAGAACUGUACUUACAUCCUUGUGGAAGAACGGGUGCCAAAAUACAAUUUUUCCAUACUAGUCGAUAAUUAUUUUUGUUUUCCUGGCAUCGACUUAUCUUGUGCAAGACAGUUGACCAUCCUUUAUAAUGCAAAUUCUGUAAUUAUCCAGACUAAUGACAAGAGACGUAUAACUUUUGAUGAUAAAGUUGUGACUGCUCCCUACAGUUCAAAUGGAAUUAACAUACAAUCAGAAAAUGAAAGAAUAUAUAUUGCUAUUCCUGACAUCCUUGUGAACAUAAUGGCCUCCGGAAAUACCUUUCAAAUUAGAUUAUCACAAAAAUACUUCCUGAAUAAUACUCAAGGACAGUGUGGCUCUUGCUUGGAUAAUGCAGUGGACGAGUGCAGGAGGAGGAGAGGGGAAAUAAUGCCCACAGACUGCUGCCACAUUACUGCAAAUGACUGGAAGGUUUCUGAUCCGAAUAAGCCAUACUGUGAAUCAGCUCCUAUGGAUUUGCCUUGUACUCCUCCUCCAAUUCCCCCUCCGCCUUGCGAACCAAAAUUCCCACUUUGCAACUUACUUUUAGAAAAACCAUUUGAAAAAUGCAGAAAUCUUAUUCCCCAGGAAGUUUACCAGUAUUACAACUCUUGUCUCUUUGACCAAUGCAACACAAAUGCUACAAAAAUUGCCUGUGCCAGCUUACAAGCUUGUGCCCUGGCUUGUAGAAGCAUAAGCAUAUGUGUUGACUGGAGAACAUUAACAAAUGGCUAUUGUAAAUACAGCUGCCCAAAUUGGAUGGUUUACGAGCCUUGUGCAAGUCAGGACAAUAAUGACUUUGAAAACAACAAGCUGACACGUAACCUGAAAUUAUCCCCCCUGUCAGAAGGUUGUGUUUGUCCAAAUGGAACGAUUCUUUCUGAAAACAGGACUGCAUGCAUUCAAUCGAGUUGCACAGACAGUUCAGGAAAUAGAAGAUAUGAAGGAGAAAUAUGGAGAAAUUCCCCUGAUGAAUGCAUCUUCCAGAAAUGCAUUAAAUCUCAAACAAGAACAAUUUGGGAUCGAGUUCACUGCUGCAACUCAUGUUUAUUGAAAGAAGACGCUUGUCAGUUGUUGGUUUAUUCCAAAAAUGUCACACAGACAAAAUCAGGCUGCUUGGCAGAAAUUCAGUUGGCAAAAUGUCAAGGUAGCUGCCCUGGAAAGGUUGAAUUUGACACUGAUACUAAAAGCAUGAUAAACGAAUGUAGUUGUUGCCAAGCUACCAGGACUGAAAAUAGGACAGUGAAUCUCGAUUGUGGAAAAGGAGUCAGCAUGCCCUACAACUAUACUUACAUAGCAGCUUGCAAGUGCAACAGUAACAACUGUGAUAAAAAUACACUAGCUUAAUUGAGCUCAAUUCCUACCAUCUGUUGAUCCUCUAAUAUAAAAUUGCAACCAAUCUGCAGUUAACUUUAAAUGAUUUUCUUGAUAUAGCUUUGGCUGGUAAACCCUUUUUAAAAAAUAAGGUACUUCCACCUGAUCUUAUAAAGAAUCGUGGGAUCUAUGCAAUUAUUUUGUUAAGAUGAUACAUCACUGACAGUUACUAAAAUCAAUAAAUGCACGGAAAGAAA